Molecule: messenger RNA, 1218 nt
Organism: Aspergillus costaricaensis CBS 115574
Lineage: Eukaryota; Fungi; Ascomycota; Eurotiomycetes; Eurotiales; Aspergillaceae
Exons: 3
Coding region: 1-1218 (405 amino acids)
Source: RefSeq, a predicted model, not a curated record
AUGCCACUCAGAAUCACACCCAGCCACAAAGCCGUCUACGUGCCGUCAUCCGACACAGCACCCGACUCAUCCGACCUGUCCGAGCUAUCCGAAGACGACCAUCUCGAACCAGACGACUCUGACGACGACACCCUCUUCGACCAUACCGGCUACGAUAUCGGCCCCGCAAUAGCCACCAGACAUUUAAGUAUACACCAUUACAAUGUGAAGGAAUGGGAUACUCGAGACGCGUACCGGGAACUGUACAGACAUUGGAAACAAACAAUCACCAAAUCUUUCGCCGUAGAAGAUACCUUCCACCAUGAGCUGUCAGAAACCCAUAAUAAUAUCACAGUCAAGGCCCUAAUCCCCACCUGGCCCGGAUAUAUGGGUUUCAUCAGAUACAGCAAAAUAACAGGAACAGUCACGUUUAUUAAUGCCAAUGCCUACCUUCUUCAAUCCACCAAUACCCCAGAAGACAACAACACCGACGCCCUCUUCCAAUUCCAAAACGACCGACUCAAAGCCAUAGCAUACGUCCUACUCCUCUCAGGAUUCAACAUCCAAAUCACCUCCCGAAACCAUAUCUGGACAUUCAACCUAUCGCUCACUCCAGUUUCCUCCACGUCCCCAAGCAGAAACAUUCAAAGGAUAUCAUGUACCGUGAACACCCUAUCCCCAACCCACAACCCUAUCCCCCGCAACACCCUCACCAUAACCAUCAUCACCUCCCAAACCCUCCAACCACAAACCUUCCGCACCUGGCUCCGCACAUCCCUGUACCUAACCAACCCAUCCCCAUCCCAAAACAAAAACACAAUCCCCACCCCCCACGGCACCAUCCUCCUCUCCCCCACCAACUCCGGAACCCUCUACCUCAAGGGAAUCCUCCUGCCUGAGUGCAACUUUCCCCGAGGAAAAUACAAAUACGGAUAUAACUUCAACUACGGGAUAUCUACGACGAGCGGACGACGACUAGCCAGCCCGUUACAUGAGAUUGAUCUUAUCGGCUGUAUCUGGGAUGCGGCGAUUCGCGAGAAGCCCGUGUAUGCGGUGCCGAGGUUUGUGGAUAUGUUGUUGGAGGGUGGGGAUGGGGGGUCGUGGGUGGUUGAUGUUGGUGGUGGUGGUGGGAUGGGUGAUGAGGCGGUUGAGGCGGUUUGGUGGGCGAUUGUGGUUAGGGGGUAUUAUUGUUGUGAAGAGCUAGGUGGUAACCCCCGGUUCAAGCAACUCAACAGCUAA